AUGCACUCCACACACAAGAAGAUCAAGGUCAGCAUAAGGAUAAGGCCUGCAGCAGGGGGCGGCGAGGUAUGGAAGACAUCUGAGGACGGCCUGUGGCAUGUCCACGGACAGAAAAAGGUGAGGUACAACGGAUUCAGAAGUAUCCUGACAAACAUGACAAAUGCAGAGGUCUAUAAGGUGUGUGUAAGGGAGGAGAUCCAGAAGUUUCUGAACGAAGAGAACUGUACGGUGUUUGCAUACGGGCAGACUGGCUCAGGAAAAACAUACACAAUGCUUGGAGGGGACGAGGAAGGGAUUAUAAAGCUAGCCAUAAGGGAUAUCCUGGAUAGAAGGCCUGUGGGGAUAUCGUACUUGGAGAUCUACAACGAAAAGCUCUUUGAUCUUUCAAACAACAACGAGGUCCAGAUGUUCAGUGUUGAGAAGAGGAAUGUGAUUUCGAACCUGUGGGUUGAGUAUGUGGAUAAGUGGGAGGAUGUUGUGUCUUUUAUUGAGCGGUGCGAGAAGAAUAGGAAGUUUGGGACGACGGAGUUCAACACAAAGAGCAGCAGGUCGCAUACUGUGGUCCAGGUCACAUACAGCAGUAACAACAGAGUUAGGACACUGAACAUGAUAGACCUUGCUGGGAGUGAAAGGGCAAGCAGGUCGACGGACAGAAGGAAGGAGGGGUCGUUUAUCAAUAGAAGUCUCCUUGCGCUCUGCACGAUUGUCAACAAUAUAGGGAAUGGGAAGUACUUGGGGUUUCGAGACUCAAAGCUGACACGGGUACUUCAGCCGUCGCUGGACGGACGUACGAAUCUUGUUGCAAUCUGCACUCUGUCGCCUCACGAGGAUUGCAUUGAGGAGUCUGUGAGCACGCUAAAGUUUGCAGCCAGGCUAUGCAAUCUUGAGCUGAAGAUUGAGGAGACACUGAUACCCGACGAGAAUCCAAGGUAUGCCGGAGACAUGCCGGGAAACGAUUUCCGGCGCGGACUGAAACACAGAUGCUGCAAUAGGUUUCACUCUGAGGCUGGUAAAGAUGUAAGAAGCAUUUUGGAGAGAAUGGAGUCCAUGGCUCUUGAGAAAUGUCUUGGGCCUUAUGAAUCACCGAGGGUCAAAGGCCCGGAGGGAAGGGCUAGGGACGAUAAGGUGUGUGACGAAAAGGAUUCUAUAUCCAGGACGCUUGGCGCCUUUGGGUCGAUGAUUAUGGAGAAUCUUCAAUGCAAGAUUGAGCUUAUGGAAGAAUUGAAUGCAAUCAAUAACGAUAGAAUACAUUUAUUGGAGAGGAUGGUGGGGGAGUUGCUUGGAAAGAACCCGUCUCGGAGGAUGAACGAGAUAUUUAUACUCGAGAAGUACAGAUUCAAUCUCCGUAGGAAGAUGGUUGGAAGGAAAUGA
This is a messenger RNA of Encephalitozoon hellem ATCC 50504, 1371 nucleotides long. RefSeq names its product kinesin-like protein. Gene Ontology annotation, biological process: microtubule-based movement. The transcript has a single exon. The record is from RefSeq and is a predicted model, not a curated record. Gene Ontology annotation, molecular function: ATP binding; microtubule motor activity; microtubule binding. NCBI's taxonomy places the organism in Eukaryota, Fungi, Microsporidia, Unikaryonidae. Bases 1 to 1371 code for a protein of 456 amino acids.